Molecule: messenger RNA, 804 nt
Organism: Terrapene triunguis (Three-toed box turtle)
Lineage: Eukaryota; Metazoa; Chordata; Testudines; Emydidae
Product: duodenase-1-like
Exons: 5
Coding region: 1-804 (267 amino acids)
Biological process (GO): proteolysis
Cellular component (GO): cytoplasm; intracellular membrane-bounded organelle
Molecular function (GO): serine-type endopeptidase activity
Source: RefSeq, a predicted model, not a curated record
AUGCAGCUCCAGAUCUUGCUUCUGCUCCCCAUGGCCUUUCUCCUGCCCGCCGGGGCUCAGGCUGGGGAGAUUAUCGGGGGUCGGGUAGCUAAGCCGCAUUCCCGCCCCUACAUGGCCUACCUCAAGAGAAAAACCUGCAAGGGUGAAGAGCCGUGUGGGGGGUUCCUGGUGCGGAAGGAUUUUGUGCUGACAGCCGCCCACUGCGUCGAUGGGGACAUCACCGUGCUCCUUGGAGCCCACAAUGUCCAUCGGGACGAGGAGACCCAGCAACGAGUCUCUGUGCGGCGGAAGAUUCCCCAUCCCGGAUACAAUAAGACAAGCAUUGAGAAUGACCUGAUGCUGCUGCAGCUGGCGGAGCCUGUGGAGCUGACCGAUGCCGUGCGCACCAUCCCGCUGCCCCAGGCUGGCCGCACCAUGGAACCAGGGUCCGUGUGCAGCGUGGCAGGAUGGGGCAGGACCAGCCUCGACACUAUGCUAACCAGCAACAUCCUCCACGAGGUGGAGUUAGAGGUGAUGUCAGACGAGACCUGCCAGGAGGACAGGCUGCUCCAACGCUACUAUAAGCCCUCGUGGAUGAUGUGUGUGGGGGACCCUGACGAGGACAAGGCCUCGUUCUCGGGCGACUCUGGGGGCCCCCUGGUGUGUGACAGGAAGGCCCAGGGCAUCGUCUCCUUCGGCAAAAAGGACGGAUCCCCCCCGAGGGUGUUCACCAGGGUCUCCGCAUAUGUCUCCUGGAUCAAGAAAACAAUGAGGGCUUUCAGCAGCCCAGGGUCCCACGCUGAAAGCCCUGCGUCCCUUCGUUGA